ACGAUUCCGGUGUGACUCGCGCUCGCGAUUCCGUAUUAACGCGGCUAGUUUCCCCAGCCGAGAGGAUUGGGACUCAGUGCACCCCCGUGCCUUAACACAGUGACCAGUGUAUGCCUUGAACGCGACGCAAAAAGAAUGGACAUCCUGCUGAGAGACAUGAACGCGCCGUGGCGAUGACAAGCCUGAUCUUGGAGAACGCCGACUUGAACCGACUCUUUCCGAAAUGCCGGCCUAGGGGCGGCCCACCCCCGGCCCCGGGGGCCUCCACGCAGAGCAGCCAGCCGCAUGACAGCCCUUGCCAGACGGAGGCCACCGCUAUCGCCACCGCCGCCGCCAUCGCCGCGACCACCAGCACGACAACAGCCGUCAUCAUCGCCUCUACGAACACGUCGACGAGCGUCCCCGCGUUAUCCGACGACAUGAUCGACCUCGAGCGCGACACCUCCGACAGGCAAGUUAAACCGAUUUUCGGUUCGCUGUCCCGUAGGACGGCGAGCGUGGUGCCCGGUUUUACGGUCGAGGGCCAAUUGCCGAUCGCCACGAAGCCGCUCUCGUCGAGCUCGUCUUCGGCGUCGGGACGCAGCGAGGACGCGCCGCAAUAUGGCAGCCUGCCCGGCAGCGAUCACCAGGGUCAGUCGCAGCAGGACGACAGCGGGCCCGAGGAGAACCCCGUGUACAUUCUGACCUCGGCCAAAGGUGGUCCCAGCUACAAGCUUCGGGACUCGAGAAUCAUAGAAAUCGCCGGCGGACGAGAGGUGUUCUCGCAGAGCCGAGGGAAGGUGGCCGCUAGGAAAUCACGCUUUCUGGCCGCGUCGAAUUCCAUAAAUAACGAGGAUAUUCAAACUGAUAAUAAGCUGUCCGUCAAGAAGAACAACAAGUCCCCCAACACACAGACCAUAUGGGAGUUACGGAGCCGAUGCGGCGAGACUAGGAAGCAGCGCGCGAAUCGAGAAGUGACGGAGACCGUGUUCGCCUCCGAGGUGCACUCGGUGCGGCGCAACCCCACGAAACUGAUCCUCGAUUACGACUCACCGAAGAGCAACCGUAGCAAUCGCAUAAUUAAUUACGAUACAAUCUUAAAUAGCAAUAAUGUAGAGUACACCAUACCGAAAAGUAUUACCGACCUGGACUAUGGAUUACCAAAGAGCUGCGUAGAUUAUCAGUCGAAUCACAACACGCCCGCGAGAAGUAUGGCCAUCGUCAGCGACGGCGAGGUCGUUGUCUUCGACGAUAUCGACGACAACUGGCAGGGGUUGCGAUUGGACCUGGCGUCGAGCAACACGAACCAAAUCACGACGACCGGUCUGGACUUGGAAACGGACGAGAGAGGUCGGAUCGCGCCGGAACCACCGAGCUCGAGCGUCGGCAGUACUCCCAGUCCGACGACGGCGUAUCAUCGCAACACUUCGGAGUUUUUCAAAGUUGUCACGCCGGCGAGCGAUUGCGAGGCGGAUUCCCCUUCUCCGGAGCGCAAUCACAAAGUCGCGCGUGUCAUCGGCGAAUUGCCGAUCGCCCAGUAUUCCGGCAGUCCGAGGCGUUAUGGCGUUCGCGAAAAUCCACAGCUUCCCAGCUUAUUAUCGUCGCCCUCUAUGUACAUGACACCGAGGCCUGGUUUCCCGCAGAGAGUGCUGCCGACGACGCCCAAUCACAAUGAGAAGGAGGACACUUCCGCAGAAAUUGUUGUAGACAAGACUGUGAUAGAAAAUACCAGCGUUGAGGAUCAGUCUGUGAAUCCAUCGCCGCCGUCACCGAAGGUCGAGGAGGAAGAGGAGGACUCUUUGAAGCCGUCGACGUUACCCGCCGAUAACAUAAGCAGUCUUGUCUCGCCGGGAGGUAGCACCUUCGACUACCUGUACGAAUUCUCGGAAACACGGAAGGUAUUGGAGGAGUUCUUCAAGUGUCCGGCGCCGACGAAAGAGAAGGAGAACAACAUAGAGUCCUUUCCUUUCCAGGAUCUUGAUUAUGAGCUGCGAAGGCAGGGAGGAAGUGCAUACGUCGGUCAACGAUUAGCCAGUGGCCCACCGACAACAGAAGAGGUUAUGGUACACGAGUCUCCCAAAAAACAACGGGCAGAAUUCCCGCAAAAUACCGGUGAGCACGAGAACAAUUUCCUCGACCUCUCGGUGGGCACCGGCAGCAGCGAGGACCUCGGGGAGACCGAGGUCGGCUUGCAAGUGGGCCACUCGCGUAAUUUCACGCUGAGCCCCGAGACGACCGAUUGCGACAGUAAUUGCGGGGACUUGGACAGUGAAGUGUCCCUCAUGAUGAUGGAUAAUGAAUUGAUGCCGGCGAGUGGUCUCUUGGGCUCGGUCGGCGAUUUGGGGAAUAAUUCGGAUUCCCUGAGAAUAUACACCAGCAUGCCGGUGCUGGAGGACGGGCUGUCGAGUGGGCACGCGAGCGACACGGACAACAACAAUCCCACGGUGAUGCUGAUGAAGCGGCAGAUCAACGAGAUCGAGAAGGAGAUCAUACAGAGAACGCGUAACGACAUGCUGGGCACGGAGAACGACUCCGGCAAGGACUCCGUCAGUCUGAACGUAACGAAGGACAUUCUGCACACGCUUAAGACCACGUCCCCCGACAUGUUCGUCGCGAAGAAGGAGAAUUCCUACGACGCGAACGAGCUGCAGCUCGACGGACUGGAUCCGCUGGGCACACCCCCGCCGCCGGCGCCUCAAGGACGGCAGAGUGUAAGUUUAGAAAUCGGCGGGGAGGUGGAGGCGGCCAUCAAGGAUAUUAGAAUGGCGCUGCAAAGAACUAAAACUCUGCCUGUGAAAUCCCCAUCCGAGGAGCCGCCGGAACCGAGCGUCAGUCCGAUCUGGAUACCGAGGCGGAGAGUUUGUAUGGAGAGCAACAGCGAAGAAUCGGAAGCGCGCCGGGUGGGCGACGAGGCCGACGUGGAGAUCGAGGAGUGCCCGGACGAGGAGGAAGCGGACACCGACCUCGAGACGGAUCGAUUGCUCGGCCAGCAGAGGACGGACGAUCAGGGAUUCUAUGACGACAAGGGGUGGAGGAAGCCUAAAACUAGGACAAUGUUACCACCAAUGAAUGCGAAAGUCGCUACUCCAAAGCAAACCCCUCCCAAAACCCUGAGUGUUGCCCCGAUAGAGACGCUAGCGCCUUCCGAGCCCCUGCCCUCGACGUCUACCUCGAUCUCUCCUCCUCCCGUAGUGUCUGUUAUACAAUCGCCGUCUUCUGAGUGCGAAGUAGCCACUCCCGCGCAACCUACAUCGAGUCCGCAGAAGACCCCAGUCAAAAAUUCCCCCACAUCCCCUCAGAGUCUCAAGGAAUCCAACAACAAGGAGAAGGAGGGGAAGAAGAAGAGCAGAAACAAAGAAGACCUACUGGACGAUCCCUCAGUGUUGAUCGAGGGCGUGCUGUUCCGCGCGAGAUACUUGGGAUCCACGCAACUGGUAUGCGAGGGUCAGCCGACGAAGUCGACGCGAAUGUGCCAGGCGGAGGAAGCCGUCUCCAGGAUAAAGGACGGGCCAGUGCCGAUGCAGGCAACGCUCUUAAACUAUGGGGGGCAGCAUGGGUAUGGUCGCUGCAGCAUUGCCUCGCAAGGAAGCCUAGAGGAGGACGAGUGCGACUCGAGCGAAGAACUAAUAGGGAGCGCUUCUGGUGGGGGCCAGUCCGAGUCGCUUGGGGCCCAGCCGAAACUGGCCCCGAUCAGUGGCUGCUUGGGGCCCACCACCGUUUUCAGACUACAGUUUCUCGGGUCGGUGGAGGUGGAAGAGGAAGGGGGACGUAAACGGCGUAAGCGCCUUAAGAACCACAUGGUGGAGGAGGCAGUGACGAAAAUAAAGGCACCGGACGGUGACACUCAGCCGAGCACGGAGGUGGACCUGUUCAUCUCGACGGAAAAGAUCAUGGUGCUCAACACCGAUCUGAAGGAGAUCAUGAUGGAUCACGCUCUGCGCACGAUCUCGUACAUAGCGGAUAUCGGCGACCUGGUGGUGCUGAUGGCGCGGCGGCGCUUCGUGCCGCACGAGAUGGAGGAGGUCCCGAAAAUUAACAGAACUCCGAAGAUGAUUUGCCACGUUUUCGAGAGUGAGGAGGCUCAAUUCAUAGCACAAAGUAUCGGGCAAGCAUUCCAAGUAGCUUACAUGGAGUUCCUAAAGGCAAACGGGAUAGAAGACCAUAGUUUCGUUAAGGAGAUGGACUACCAGGAGGUGCUCAAUUCGCAGGAGAUAUUCGGCGACGAGCUGCAGAUGUUCGCGAAGAAAGAGAUGCAGAAAGAGGUAGUGGUACCGAAAGCGAAGGGUGAGAUUCUCGGGGUCGUGAUCGUUGAGUCUGGAUGGGGCUCGAUGCUGCCAACCGUAGUCAUAGCGAAUCUGGCGCCGGCCGGCGCCGCCGCACGUUGCGGACAGCUUAACAUUGGCGAUCAGAUAAUAGCGAUUAAUGGUGUCUCAUUAGUCGGCCUGCCUUUGUCCACGUGUCAGACUUAUAUAAAGAAUUCGAAGAAUCAAACGGUCGUCAAGCUGACUGUCGUGCCGUGCGCACCCGUUGUUGAAGUGAAAAUCAAGAGACCCGAUACCAAGUAUCAGUUAGGAUUUAGUGUACAGAACGGAGUGAUAUGUAGUCUAUUGAGAGGCGGUAUCGCCGAACGGGGCGGCGUGCGGGUGGGACAUAGGAUAAUUGAAAUCAAUAAUCAGAGUGUUGUUGCUGUACCGCACGAAAAGAUUGUUAAUCUUCUGGCCACAUCGGUGGGAGAGAUUUUGAUGAAAACGAUGCCCACGUCGAUGUUUAGGCUGUUAACCGGCCAGGAGUCUCCGGUGUACAUAUAAAAGCGUUCAGUUGCCUGGCUGAUGCGUAGUGAACAGACAAUACAUCCGCCAUCCACUACCAUAUUAUCCGCUAUCUUUACUGUACAGGUUAUUCAAUGCAAAAAGUCGCUUUGUGUUUCGAUUCUUAUGGAAGACAAUUCGUACGUUCACCAGCUCCUGCUUAGUAAACGAGACUACGUAAAAUAGGUACGUCGCAGAAACGUUACUAAAUAUUUACUCAAGCAUAAUUUAUAUAAUUAUUGAUUACUGUAAGAGAUCUAUAUAUAUAAAUAUAUAUAAAUACAUAUAUAUGUGUAUAUAUAUGUCCGUAUAUAUAUAUAUAUAUAUGUGUGUGUAUAUAUAUACACAUAGUAUCAACUAAUGAGAUUCUCUAUAACACGGACAUAAAUUUUCCAAAUUUAGCGAGCGCCUUUUUCCUCCCCUUCCCCCAACGUAUAUCCCACAUACGUAAACACACGCGACGUUUGAUCUCUCUAUAUAUCUCUCUCGUUGCCAAAUCGUGCGAAGCACCCACGAUCGUUGUUAACCACCGCGAAUUUGGUCUUGCGUUGUGGGCCCGUUCGUAAUCAUGCCGAUCGAGCGAGAGGCAGAGAUACACUCUCGCUCGCGACAGCCAGUAAACCGGAUGUUACAGAGAAUCACAUUAUACUCGCGCCAAGGAAGAUGAUAGGCGAUGCAGGUGAUGCAGUUGCACAUGAUUAUAAAUAGCACAAAAGCUCUUUACCAACGGCUGGAGCGGCAGGGGGCUGAACUGUAUAUUACAUAGUUAAUGACGUAGUAAUAUUUAUAAAAAAAAAAAGGAAAAAAAAGAGAGAGAGAGAGAGAAGAGGAUCUCCUUCUAUCGUGGGGGGACACUUUAAGCUAAAAGCGUUUAUUUAAUCUUUUUUAUCUUUAAGGCCGACGAAUGCGUGCUCGCGGCGCGCGCGCGGUGCCGGUGGAUGUAUUAAUUUGUACUAAAAUUACUAUCUAACGUAGAGAGAGAACUUCGGAGCGCGUGAGGUCUCGUGAUAAAUGCCGUAGUAAUUAUAUAGAAGAGCGCGCGGUCACAAUGUUCUAUAAUGCGAGAGAUAGACAGAGGAAGGAAGAAAGAAGGAAGGGAAACGUUUUUUUUUUUUUUUUCUUCAAACGAGUAGAUAAAUUCCUUUUGCGAUAAUAUAGAUAUAUAUAUAUAUAUAUAUAUAUAUGUAUAUGCAUUCAGAGAUGACUCAUGUGGCGGGAUUUCCGUCCGAUAAUCCCGCGUGUUUAUCGAGACGGAAAUGCCACUGAGCAGAUCUUGUAUGCCUACAUACCGCUUGAUCGAGGCUGUUCUAUGACGUAUUGAUACUCGGCUGUAUAACGGAAACGAAGCUAGUACGUAGCGCACCGCCAUGAUAUUCCUCCAAGCGACGCUUCUCAAGGUCCCUACGCGACACGCUUACCAACAAGCUGCCUUUCGUGAGGAGCACGAAGAGGAGGUGUGAGAGUGUAAGAAGAGACGUCGUCUCUCGUGCUUGAUCCGUCUCAAAGAUUCGAGGCGAUUCUCCGACCUCCCUCGCUCCUCACGAACGGCGGUCGACCACUCUCCUGUUCUCGACGAGUUCUCGUCGAUCAUUCGUUUGCUCUCGGUCACACGUUGAUGAAUGUUGAGAAAUGGCUGUGUAUCUGAAAGAUCCUAGACUUCGUAGAUGUAAGGUCGCAUUCGCGGCCACAGAUAUUCUAAACGCAUGUCUUAGACUACACGUUCUCCUUUUGAUAUUUUAGAAGGGAAAAAAGAAAAGCCUGGCCGCACCAUCCUCGCUUGCUUCAGCGAAAAAUUCCACGUGCGCGUAGAAUAUCGUACGAGAGAGAGAGAGAGAGAGAGAGAGAGAGAGAGAGAAAGAGAAAGAGAGAGAGAGAGAGAGAGAGAGAGAGAGAGGUGACGCUUGAAAUUCGAAAUUCUCAGCGUGAGCCGUUCAAAACUCAGCCGCUUUAACGAGCCGAAUCGUGCCGGCGAGUCUCUUCUACUCAUCGUUCACCCAACGAGUUAGCGAAUGGCGAAUUAGCCGAACCGGCUGAAAAGAACAGACCAGAAACAUUAGCAGUCGGCGGCUCUUGGAAGGCAGAUUCGUUCGGACGAGCUCUGAAUCCAGCGAUGGGAUAAUUAUUGCCGUGUAAUUUCAUUCAGACGCGAUCAAGUGCUCUCGAAACGACGGAUCUUGCUCGAUUUUCGCCGCUGUUCUGCCGUCACUACUACGCAAUCCGUUCCCGAUACGCCACCGACCAAAUUUGCAGCAAAUACUUCGCGAAACCCGUCUCUUCGGACGGUGAACGCUCGCUCUCUCUCUCUCUCUCUCUCUCUCUCUCGUCUCUCUCUUGAAAUCUUCCCAGAGGCCACUGCGAAGCGGUGCCCGUCUCGGUUCGGCAAAUAGUAGUACCACCCUCGAGCGAUCCCGCUUAGCCCCGUCUGCUUUCGCGAGAAUUCUCCGCGGGAAAUCGGCGAAAUCGAGAGAAGAGAGCGGUGUGAAGUCCUCGAUCAGCGGGACUCUCGAUCUUGCCAGGUGAAGUCCCGCUCGAUUCGCCCGUUUCUCGCGGGUGCACUUGUAGGAGAGCCUUCGCAAAUUCGUCGGAGUAGCUUUAGCGACUAUUGAGAAGGGCUUGUAGAAAGGCUUGUAGAUGCUUGUCUAAUCUCUAUCGGCUCGCUAAGUCUUCACUCUCACCGUGUAUGAUGUGAAAUAUGUAAAUUGUACUCGACGCGAUGUGGCUUCGCUGCAUAGGCAUGCAAAGUGACAGAUCUAGCCGCUCCCGACUUGUAACCCCCGUCAGUGGAAAGAAAAAUACCUUCGAAAAUACACAGACUGACUCGCCUCCACGUGUAACGGAAGAAUAAGAUAAAUUACUCAUUUCAGGAAUCGCGUAACGUCACGAGAAUCGUAACGCUAGAGAGAAAUAAAAAAAAACAGAGAGAGAGCGAAAGAAAAGGGAAAAGGAACGUCCUCUUCUAUAUAAGUACUAUAUGCCAUAAUAAUCUAAGUUUUAUCUAUUUUUGCUGAAGAUUUCUCACCUUCGAGCUAUUCUGCUUCAAAUAUCAAGAAGUGUGCGAUGAUACAAAUUUCGAGAUUCCUGAUGUCUGAUAAAAUUUCAAUGCCAAAGUACAUUAAGUAAUAAGGCGUAAGGACGGGAAGGACGGGUGGGGGGUAUGCAUAGUUUUUUCCGACGACUGGAAAGUUACACACAGAUUCUGUCUGGGAACGUGCGAAAAAAAGGAAGAGGCGGAGGAGAAAGAAACGAGAAUAUGCGGCGUAUUAUUCUGAUUUGCGAGAAAUUUGAGCUUGCGUUGUCUUCGCUUCUGGUAACGUUCAGACGCAUAAGUGUAAUAGGAUUUAUAUGUGUUCAUACAGUGUCAUAAUAUAUAUCGUAUAAAGCAAAAGAGAAACGAGAAGAAACACGAGAAAUAACUCAGACUUGUUUCGACGAGCCGCUGAUUUCGAGCUGUGAGGUCGAAUCGCGAAGCCGGUGUUCGAUCUCGCGCAGGUAUGGAAGGCGCGAAAACGAACACCUUCCCGUCGUGUCGACGCGACAGACAUGAGUUUCCAGAGUUCAAGCCAUUUGUUUUUUCUUUCCGGUCGCCAAUAUCCUCGGAGGGGAUCUCUGAUUUGCCAUAUAGAUAGACGCGACAUUUCGUACGGAACGAUUCUCGGGAAGGGCGGGGAGGGUAACCAGAGAGAGUGCGUGUGUGUAUAUACAAAUUUCUCAUUGUCUAUAUAAUUACUCGGUUAAUGUAAGAGCGUGCAAAGGAGGGCCCGGAAAUCGAUCUUUCGCACGACGAAGAGGAGAAGGAGAGCCCCGUGGAGGAUGGUUACGUGGGAAAUGUCCCGGGAGACAGAGAGAGAUAUAUAUGUACAUGUACAAUGUAUCUACGAUAAUUCUAUUACUUCUUCGCUGAAGGGAGAGAGAAAGAAAGAGAUAUAGCGAAGCAGCAUAUUACGAUAUUGCAUAUCAUGGGGGGAGAGAAACCGGAUAUAUCAUCGUGGUGGGCGACUACUUCGUUCUUUACGGACAAAAAAAUUGUAAUCUAAGCGAAUACGCGCAAGAAAGUAUUAUCCUUCGCUGGAGGUCACACACAUACACACCAGGAUCUAAGGAGUUAAAUCACGGAUCACAUACGUUAUAGGACAAUGAAUUUUGGCAUAGAAAUUUUAACCAUAUAUUCGGCGAGCAACAAGAGCGGUAUGAAAUAUAAUAUAUGGGAUCAAACAAGAUGUUAUAUAUUGGGUGGCUGAAACUUAUCUAGUCAUUACGCUAAGAAUAUAAGACGACCGUGUAUUUAUAUAUACAUACUUACGUGUAUAUGUAUAUAUAAAUAUAUAAGAAAAUAUAAAUAAAAAGUAUAUAUAUAUAUAUAUAUAUAUAUAUAUACAAAAGUAAGUUAAUACUCUCAGCCAUCGCAAGCCACCCUGACUGAAUGUGUCUAGCCACAUUUUAAAUGAUAACAUCUGCAACUUGUACUGUCAAUCUGGCCUUGCGUGGUCAUUAUUUCAUUAUAUAUGUGUUCGUUCAAAGCGAAGCGCAAUAGCAUUGUUAAGCCGCCAUUUAUUACGCAUCAUUCAUUGUCCCGAAUGAUUUUAAGUAGACUUCUCGUUUCGAACAAUUCAUAGAAACAAAAUGAAACGGUUACUGAAGUAAGUGGCUUAUCAAGAUAAUUAUGAGUAUAUAUCAAUUAAUAAAUGCACAUUAGAUCCGUUCUUUUUUUUCUUUCCACGAAUUAACUGUUCCGAUAUUCCAUCGAUAUUCUCUCUUCGUGCAAAUCUUUUUAAUUCGCUUUUCUAGUUUUUCUACGAUUAUUAUGUAAUGAAUAAGUUAUGCCAAUUGACGCGAGGAGGAGGAGAAGCGAGGAGAUUUCUCGUUUCGUUUGAAUCUAAAUGUGCACGCGAUUAAGCCGAGGAACUUUCGUCGAUUAAUUACUUCGGAACGUUGUAAGAUACUUGUAUCACGCUCACUCUUCGACAAAGGCAAUACUGAUUAUGCCUGAUUUGUAGAAUAUAUUUGGUUAAUAACGAGGUAUAUAUAUAUAUAUACACUUUACAUUGUUAAGCCUUAUGGAAAUAUGAGGAAUGAUGAUCGUGCAAAGUCAGUAUGAAUGAUAGACUCAAAAUUGCAGUCAGAGUCGUUAAUGAAAUAAUCGAGACCCAACCAUACGGACAUUUACAUACACGCGUGCGCGUACGCAUACACACACACACACACAGAUACAAUACCCUACACAUUCAUAAAAAAUAAAAUUAAUUAUAUCUUACACAUAUAUAGAGCUUGCGCUGUAGCUUCACCAGUCAUGAGACAUGCUACAAGAUAUCAUGACUGUCUUUAUCAAUGUUUGUGAGUGUAUAAUAAGUUAUAAAUUAUAAGUGAGCUAUUGAAUGUGUAUAUGGUAUAUGCUAGUCCAUAUUAAGAUACAAUAAAAUGUAAUUUUGAAUUCAAACGCAGUUUUGUCUUCUUCCACGACGGCGAGGGCGCGCGCAACGUUCACGUUCCAGAGAUACGGCUCUUUUCCCUCUUUCGCUUUUUUUUUUUUUUUUUUCAAAAGACUUCGUUUCCUCAAUACGUGUUUCGCGUGACAUGCGAAGCGAAGUGAAGUAUACAUGUAUACGUCGCAUGGCGCCGAUAUAAAAGCGGACUAAAAUUAUCCGGACUAUUAAUAACGAGCGAAAUGAGAAUAAAAGCGCCGACAAGUUUUUCUUGGAAAAUUUCCUAGCUUUGUUGUUCUUUUUAGUACCGAACCAGUCAAUGUUAACAAGGACGUCGCAGUUCGUUUUCAUUUUUUUCUCUUCGAAAAACAAUGGAACGGAAAUGCGAUCAAGUAUCGAUAAAACCCGCGUGUAUGCUACAUCGCGCGUCACGGAAAUCGAUAUCGGUUAUUUUUUUAAUUAGUAUUUUAUCGGUACCAGUUACUGGCUCUAGCAAUCUAUUUCGUGGACUCGGCGACGCGUUAGGUGAAAUUUUAUUUAUUUUAAAUCGAUAACACACGUCGAUAUCGUUCCUGUAAAAAUCCUCCGAUAUGAACAUGGCUAAGGCGGACAUAGGUAGGAGAAGAAAAUAACGUGCACUUGAGGAUGAACUCUCAUUUGAAACGUGAUUUUUAGAAAUUUCUUUUGAAAAGCUAAGUUAUACAAUUCUGAAGUUUUGCAUAAAUAUAUUUAUCUAUGUUUUAACUAUAUACAUAGAACAGAAUACUCAUUAUUAUCUUCAAUAUUAAUUAAUCUGUCAAUAUUAAUAAAGUUUUAAACAAUUUUGUAUAGCGUUGAAAGUUUUGUUUGCACGGUUGACACGAUUCCAGAUGACCCGCAUGUAGCACAGUGACGUCAAAGGGCGUCAUAUCGACGUUAGAGAUGUCAUAUUGCCGUCAAUAUAACGUCCUCUGACGUCAAUCUGCUAACCGGUUAUAGGCUUCUGAAAUCAAAACGGCGAAAAAAUGAUUAAACCAUAAACUUUUGUCUGUCAUCCUUACCACAAUGGAGAAUAAAAACUGAUUUCUGAUAAAAUGCCACAACUUGAGAGAAAAAUCGACUUUUGGCCGGUUUUUUUCAGCUUUGGGAGCCCUCAAAAAAUCCAAAUAUUAGAAAAUAUUGAUUUCAUCGUAGUAGGGACGAUAGUUACAAGUUUACAGUUUAAUAAUUUUUUGCCGUUUUGGUGUCAAAAGCCCACAACGUCCGGGAUCGUGUCAAUCAACAUUUCGCGUUCAGCGCUAACAAAAUUAUUUAUAACUUUAUUAAUAUUGAAUAUAUUAAACUGCGUAGAAAUUACUGGAUAUAGUUAAUGCAUAGAUAAAUAUUCAUGCAGAACUUCAGAAGUGCGUAUAGCCUUCUCAGAAGAAAUCUCCAACCAUCACCUAUCAAAUUUAACACUCCAAAUAUUUCCUUAACCAGCGAUACCUAAUGUAACGUUCAUCAUUUGGCAUUUAACUCUUUCGAAGUCUUAAAUAAUUAUUAUCAGAACAGAAUUCAUGCGCGCU
Messenger RNA from Dinoponera quadriceps, 11751 nucleotides. RefSeq lists its product as uncharacterized. Gene Ontology annotation, biological process: chemical synaptic transmission. The record is from RefSeq and is a predicted model, not a curated record. Gene Ontology annotation, molecular function: protein binding. Gene Ontology annotation, cellular component: plasma membrane; dendritic spine; cytoplasm. Bases 174 to 4787 code for a protein of 1537 amino acids. The transcript is spliced from 18 exons. NCBI's taxonomy places the organism in Eukaryota, Metazoa, Arthropoda, Insecta, Hymenoptera, Formicidae.